AUGGACAACAGUAUAUCUGUGAAUCAACAACAACAACAACAAGCCACUGAUAACUUCGAUAUUUUAACUGGAACGGCAAUUACUAGCGACUCUACAGUAUCAUGGAGGAAAAAAAGGCAACCUUCGAAGAAGUUUUUAUUUAUCUGUUGUGAUCCUGAUAUCAAUCGAAGGGAGGAAUUGAAAAAAGCCGUACAAAGCUUAAAACAAAGCAUACCAUGUGCUCUCUCAACCAACGAUUUUGAUGAAUGUGAACAAUGGUUAAUUUCAUACCAUGGUCCUAAAAGAAUUUCUCUCAUUAUCUCCAACAAAUUUGGCAAGCAGAUCAUGCCCAAAAUUCAUGAUUUACCAUGGAUAAGUGCUAUUUAUGUGUAUUGUACCAAUCGUAAAAUUCACACCAAGUGGACUAAUGAUUAUCCGAAAGUACAUGGCGUCAUGUCUGAUGUAAAUGAGCUAAUAAAAACACUAUCAAUGGAUUUGAAAAUUUCUAAAUGUCCGAAGAACUUAAAUACGCAGGACCUGCUUGGAAAACUAUCCUUUAGCCGUGGUGAAUCAUCUCAUAAAAAAUACAUAAAGACAACGAGAAAAGAAAGUCAAGGAGAUGAUUUAAGCGAAUUUCAGUUUGCCGUUAUCAAUAUAAGAAAACGCUUAGAUGCACCAGCUUCUGCUAUGUUACAAUCUUUGAAGGCGCUGACAGGAAACAGCAUACUCAUUAUUGACGAUAUUUCAACAGUUGAUUUUGAUGAGCUCGAUAAGAAGACUACAUUUCUUUUUGUCAGUAGCGAGUUUGAUGUUACAAUGGAAAGAGCACUGGAACAUACGAAAGCAAUUUUUGUCCUGGAAGAUGACAUCAGUAAAGUCGAUUAUCAGCACCGAUUUGGUAGUGGUGACGAUCUCAUUUAUCAAUUAGCUGACGAAAUAUAUCGAUGUUAUCAACAAGAAGCGGAACAAUGUUCAAUUUCGGGUGACGUAAAAGCAGCAGAAAUUAAAAGAAACAUAUCUAAUAAAAUGCAUGAAGAAUUGGAUAAAGCAUACAAUUCAGUGCUUAAGAAUAACAUCAUCAUUACAACAUCCAUUGAUGCAUAA
Molecule: messenger RNA, 1083 nt
Organism: Adineta steineri
Lineage: Eukaryota; Metazoa; Rotifera; Eurotatoria; Adinetida; Adinetidae
Source: the annotation of a GenBank genome assembly